AAACGGAAGUUGUCUCCUGAAGACUCGCACUCGCACACCAAAAAAAGUCCCAGAAAGGAGAAAAGGCUGUCAUGGAAGCUCCUUCAGCUAUUUUCUCUCUCCUUCGCUGAAACGAUGAGAAAAGUUGAUUAGUCGGGAAGCUUUAAAGAUUGGAUAACGCGACCAUCAUGCUGUAGUCGUCGAGCAGUGGAGCUUGUUUGUUCGUGACAAAACUCGUCAUCCAGAAGAUCCUACAACAUGUCCACUCAUAAACUUCGACAGUCCAACAAGCAGGAGAGGAAAAGUAGUUUCUUCAAGUUGAUUGAGUCCUUCGCCUUGGAAAUCGGCACUUUGAAAAAGGAGAUGGGAAAAAAUCCUGAGAGACCAGAAGAAGACCACAAGACGGACCCAAUGCUUGGGAUGGGUGAAGAAGUAGGAGGGAUUUUCUUGCAGGCAUCCCCCUGUGCUGGCAUGGGGACAGGACUGGCUGGAGCAAGAGAUUCAGGCUAUGACUCCCUCCAUCGGCGACUAAGUGUGCUGGACAGAUUAAUCAAGACACAUCCUGUUUGGCUCCAACUGGACUUAAGCCACCAGAAUGCUGUAGACGUGCUGCAUAGCCAACAACCUGGGGCGUUUGUGGUCCGGAGGUCAUGCAGCUUGCAGAAAAAGGUCCUCUCCCUACGUAUGGACAAGAACUCUCCAGUUCCUGUAAAAGACUUUGUCUUUAAGGAGAGCCAGUACACUUUCUCUUUGGAAGGAUCAGGCCUGAGCUUUGCAGACCUAUUUCGCCUUGUGGCUUUCUACUGCAUCAGCAGGGAUGUGCUUCCCUUCACCCUGAAGCUCCCAGAGGCCAUCGCUUUGGCCAAAACAUCUGCUGAGCUUGCAGAGCUGGCAAAACUUGGAGCAGGUUUCUGGGACACUGAUUGGUUUAACAAGAGGAAGUAUUUGGACAUACCACCUCAGCCUAGCUCACUCCAUCUCUCUGUCGCACCUGCUCCUGGUCACUCUCGGCUUCGAACUCGUACCCCAUCAGAGCUUGAGUGCUGCCAGUCUAAUGGGGCUCUUUGCUUCAUUAAUCCUCUUUUCAUUAAGGUUCAUCAGCCGGAUAGCAACCAGACCCCUGACUCUGUUUUUCCUGGUAUGAGUAAAGACCCUCUUAGCCCAGGAACCGACACACGUGGCUUUAGUGGUGACUCUCCUGCAGGCUGUAACCCUAACAUCAGUGACAACAAACCACAGAGCCUUGGCACGAACACUAUACUACUACAAGCGCAAAAGAAGCAAAGUGGUGUCAUCCCAGAAUCACAGUGGCCUCCAGCCCGUCCGCCUCCACCUCGUCGAUCAGCAACUUCUAUCUGGCAGCACAGCAUGCCGGAGAAAAUUCCUUGGAUUAAUGUUCCCAAAGAGAAGGUGGAAGAGAAAGACAGAGGCAGCAGCCUUUUAUCCCGUCUUGGUUCUUCACUGAGCAUCAACCCCUCAUCAUCUCCUCCUAAGAGACUCAGCAUCAGCUCUCCUAUCUCAAUCCCCAGACCCUCGCUGCCUAUCUCUUUAGCUUCCCUGUCCUCCUCGCCUCGUAGACCCAAGUCUUUACCAUUUUCCUCCCUGGACGAUGUCCAAUGCCACUUGGCCCUCGAGGAGCAGACUAUUGAGAAGGCCCUUCUUAAAGCCAGACUAUCUCAGCAGAAUGGCACUGCAGAUCACAGCCAGCCCUGCAGCAGUCUUCCGGAAUCUUCCACAAUGACUAUAAGUAAACAAGCAGAGGUGCGAGGAACAGGAGGAGAGGCUGGAGAAGAAUGCAAUGAGCGUCACCAACGUCUGAGCGACAUGAGCCUUUCCACGGAUUCUUCGGAUUCUCUUGAUUCCUCUUUAUCCUUCUUCCUACCUCCUCUUCACGACCCCAGUCCGCCCACUGUGGCUGAUUUUAAUGCCCACCUUCCCCUUUCGCUCCCCUCCUCCCAUCUUCUCUACUCCAGCAUGGAGGAAGAUGAGGAUGAGGAGGAGGAUGAAGACGAAGACGAACAUGACUAUGGUGUCAGUGUGGAGAGUGAUCAGGACCAAGACCAGGACCUGACCAUGAUACCACCGGGGUGCAGGACAAGGCGGCGCCCCAGUGCUAGCGCCUUGGUCCUUCAGAAAGCACUGCAAGGUCAGCUACGCAAGGUGAGCGGCGUUUUUAACUCGCUGUUGACGCCGGAAAAGCGAGCCAUACGUAGGGUGGUGGAACUGUCCAGAGAUAAGGGCUCCUACUUCGGCUCCUUGGUGCAGGACUACUUGAGCUACAUGGGUGAGGGCGCAGGCGCCCAGACCUGGCAAAGUUUUGCUUCUGGUCUGGAGCUUCUUCAGACUCUGCGUCAGUUUAUCACUCAAAUGAAGAGUUACCUGCGUCAGAGCUCAGAGCUGGGAUUACCUAUUGAGAGCCUCAUACCUGAAGAACAAAUAGACCCUGUCCUGGAGAAGGCCAUGUACAAGUGCGUCCUGAAGCCGCUCAAACCUAUGGUUAGCGCUGCCCUGCAGGAGUUCCAGGUGCGCAGCGGCGAGUGGCAGGAGCUGAAGGAAAACAUGUCUCUGGCGAAGGCCCGGCCACCACAGGAAAUGGGAGUGGACGACGCGGUGCCGCCAGACCCCGUCGCCAUAGAAAAGAUCAAGUACAAGUUUGACAGCAUGUGCAAGCUGUACUCGCCUGAGAAGAAGGUCACCAUGCUGCUGAGAGUUUGCAAACUCAUCUACACCAUCAUGGAGGACAAUUCAGGUCGUCUGUAUGGUGCAGAUGACUUCCUGCCAAUGCUGACAUAUGUGUUGGCACAGUGUGACAUGCCCCAACUGGACAACGAGAUCCUUUACAUGAUGGAGCUGCUGGACCCCUCACUGCUUCACGGAGAAGGUGGCUACUACCUGACCAGUGCUUACGGAGCCAUGUCUCUGAUCCGGAAUUUCCAGGAAGAGCAGGCAGCCAGGGUGCUGAGCUCUGAAACCAGGAAUACUCUUCGCCAAUGGCACAAGCGCCGCACCUCUUUGCACUCAACACCUUCCUUCGAUGACUUCCAGAACUACCUACGGGUGGCGCUGCAGGAGCUAGACAGCGGCUGCACGGCCAAGACCCUCCAUGUGGGACCCUACGCCAACGUGGAGGAGGUGUGUCAGCUCUGCGCCCGCAAGUUCAAAGUGUCGGACUCCGACAAGUACGGCUUGUUCCUGCUGACGGGUGGCAGCAGCCAGCAGCUGGCGCCAGACACCCACCCUCAGAAGAUCAAGGCGGAGCUGCACACCCGCCCGCAAGCUGGCCCCUUCCACUUUGUCUACCGCCGCUUGGCCGACAGCAGCCCCUUGCCGACAGCUCCCAUCCUCGACAACCAUAACGUGACCUCUGAACCCCAGGUUAACCUACACAACCUCACGACAGACCUUCCCUCCCCUGACUCAGGCCUUAGCCUGUCCUGUUAGUAGACCUGCUUAUCUACCCAGUAAAAUUCUGGCAUUGAAUAUAUCCUAUUAUAGUAUAUGUCAUAUAAUAUUAUACCCAAUAUUAUUUAAUAGAAAAAAAAGUGCCAGUCUUUACCAUCCAGACUUCAACAAGGAUAAUAUUUUAUUAGAUAUUUGUUCUUUGCUUUCUUGACAGGCAAAUUUAAUGAAAUGGAGCCUUUAAUAGACUGUUAUGUGUUUUUUAAUUUAAAAAAAAACAAAGUAAUGUGCCAAUAGCCCAUAAGAAGCCAUUUAAAUUACAUGAUUGGUGGAACACAUUGAAAACAUUAAAUUAUAAUUGAUGUGAAAUAUGUUACAUCCAUACAUACAUUCAAAUAUAUUCCUUAUUUGUCACUUUAUAGUGUAGGACAAAUGAACUUUGGAAUUGAACAUCCAUCCAUCUAGCCAUUUUCUACCACUUGUCCCUUUUGGGGUUGCGGGGCAUGCUGGAGCCUAUCCCAGCUGCUCUCGGGCAGAAGUCGGGGUACACCAUGGACAAGUCGCCACCUCAUCGCAGGGCCAACACAGAUAGACAACAUUCACACUCACAUUCACACACUAGGGCCAAUUUAGUGAACACAUAUUCAUUGAAAGACUGACAGUUAGUGUCUCAGCAUCUUUGUGACAUAUAGUAGGCUUUCCGUAGCAAUGUAAAGGCUAAAAGCUUUUGUUAGCUUGUUUUCUAUGAAUACACUGGAUACAUAUAGUAAGAACAGGUGAAUUGUAAUAUCUGACACACUAUUAAAUUAUUGCGAUUGUUACAUUGAUUCAAAAGGGGCUUAAACGGUAUUAAUUAAGCUUUUGGAAAUGAGCUGCCUGAUAGGCGGCCAUUUUGGGGAACAACCGGGCAUUUACCUGACUGUGACAUGACCUGAAUGUUUCCUACACUUCACUUAGGGACACAUUAAAGUAGUAUGGCUUCUUAUAGGUUAAAAAAGUGGCCACUGACUGAUGACGUCAUCAUUGUUGUGCUCCUUACAGUUGCUGGCUAACUGUUGAGAUGUGUCGUCAAGCCUUUCCUUUGAAGUAGCGACACCCAGUGGUUGCUAAUGUGCACUACAAGUGUGCAAUCUUGGUAGCAUUCUAAAUUUGAUGACAAUUAUGUACAUGAAGCUGCCAUCGUCAUUACAUCAUUUUUAUUAUUAUUAUCAUCAUCAAUGCAGCUGUUGCUUUAAAUGGGAUUAUUGAGCAUUAACACUUUAAAGAAAGACUUUAAUUUAUAUUGCAAGUAAUGUGGACCUUGCAGACAAGUUUGCCAGUGGUAUUGAUCGAUGUAACUAACUCCGCAUAGUGUUGCUAUUCUACAGAGCAUCCUCAUCUGCCUUCAGAUCUGUCAUGGCGGACCUCUCUGUGCUACUGAAACAUCUAUUUUGUACAAAAAAGAAAGAAAAAAAAAUCCUACUAACUGGUUAAAAAAUGGCCGGUUUUCUAAAGCAGAGAUGCAAUGAGAUGUUUGUUGACGUUAAGAAAAACAAAAGUAUGAGGACGCUACAAUGGACAAAUCUGCAUGCAGUAUUACGCCUGGUACUACUGUAGUACUGUCUGUGUAAAACUACUUGAAGUGCAUUAUAUUUGUGUUUCCUACGACUACAAGUUGUGUCUGCUUGCACAAGCAAAGAAAAUACAGUGGACCAUGAUUAUGUCCACUCCCCUUGGAGUGGCUGACUUGCCUCGACACAAGCGGUUGUUGACAUAAUUGGUUGUUGACACGAGCGGUUUUCGACAUCAAGGGUUGUUGACGACUGCUUGUGUCGAAAUAGCAAUUUGACGGCAUAGGCAGUUGUUGACAAAAGUGAUUGUCUCCAAGGGGUUUGUUGACGUAAGAGGUUGUCAACUUAAUAGGUUAUUGACAUGUUCAGCGAUCAAUGACAACUGCCUAUGCCAACACCUGGCUAUGUCGACACAACUGGCUUUCGACACAAACAGUUGUCGACGUAAGCGAUUGUCAGCGUAGCCAAAACUAGCCAUCGCUUGUACAUUUACUUGUGACUUUGUCAGUAGACAUGAGAAGAAUGACUGAUAAUAAAGAAUUGUUAAUUGUUGACAUGGUUCUGUGCAUAUUUUUUGUUUGCGUGUUGUAUUUCCUACUUGACAUUGUUGUCCUACUGUGUGUAAGGGACAAGCGGUUCAGUCUUCCUUCUAAUGCUAUAACUCUCCUGGCCUUUGUACUGUGAUGUGAUUUGUUGAUGUUCCGUCUUCCCGAAAUGUCUGCUCGCAUGUUUUAUGGCACACUUUCCACAUUUUGAUAUGUUACAGCCUUAUUCUAAUAUGGAAU
Messenger RNA from Entelurus aequoreus (snake pipefish), 5713 nucleotides. RefSeq names its product Ras and Rab interactor 2a (gene rin2a). Gene Ontology annotation, molecular function: small GTPase binding; guanyl-nucleotide exchange factor activity. Gene Ontology annotation, biological process: vesicle-mediated transport; signal transduction. The transcript is spliced from 12 exons. NCBI's taxonomy places the organism in Eukaryota, Metazoa, Chordata, Actinopteri, Syngnathiformes, Syngnathidae. Gene Ontology annotation, cellular component: cytosol; endocytic vesicle. The coding region runs from base 238 to 3420 and encodes 1060 amino acids. The record is from RefSeq and is a predicted model, not a curated record.